Messenger RNA from Acanthisitta chloris (rifleman), 1272 nucleotides. It is a transcript of the gene TOLLIP, whose product is annotated as toll interacting protein. NCBI's taxonomy places the organism in Eukaryota, Metazoa, Chordata, Aves, Passeriformes, Acanthisittidae. The record is from RefSeq and is a predicted model, not a curated record. Gene Ontology annotation, cellular component: cytoplasm. The transcript is spliced from 7 exons. The annotation marks the transcript as partial. Gene Ontology annotation, biological process: ubiquitin-dependent protein catabolic process. Gene Ontology annotation, molecular function: ubiquitin conjugating enzyme binding; ubiquitin binding.
GUUUGGAAGUGGCAGUUAUGUGCCUGCUUUUGAAUGCUUUGAGGAAGAUGUCAGUUGGCCUGGUUUCUUUGCAGAUAAAAAGGUUGCACACUACUGUGUUGUUGCCAUCAAUAUGGAAUCAACUGAGAAUUAGCGUUAGUUGCAGGUCAGACAUGUUUAACAUUGGAAAAGCAUUAGGGCAUCUUUGUUCUGUUUCAGGAUUUGGUUCACAGGAAAUACUGCUUUUGCAGUCUGUCUUGAAGGUGACUGUGAAAGUGACCCUUUCAAAUGAAAGCAGUGUGCUGUGUCUUGUCACAGGAAUGAUUGGAUGCAAUGUAUAUGUUGGUGAGCUUCCUCAAGAUUUUCUUCGCAUUACCCCAACCCAGCAGCAACAGCAAAUCCAGCUGGAUGCCCAGGCAGCUCAGCAGCUACAGUAUGGAGGACCAAUGGGCACAGUGGGCAGACUCAGCAUUACUGUAGUACAGGCAAAACUGGCCAAGAACUACGGAAUGACGCGCAUGGAUCCGUAUUGUCGAAUACGGCUCGGAUAUGCUGUGUAUGAAACUCCAACAGCACAUAAUGGAGCCAAGAACCCCCGCUGGAACAAAGUCAUUCAGUGCACUGUUCCCCCGGGUGUGGACUCUUUUUAUCUAGAGAUAUUUGAUGAGCGAGCCUUUUCAAUGGAUGACCGCAUUGCUUGGACACACAUCACAAUUCCUGAGUCUCUGAAACAAGGAAACGUGGAGGAUGAAUGGUAUAGCCUGAGUGGAAGGCAAGGUGAUGACAAGGAAGGAAUGAUUAAUCUGGUUAUGUCAUACACGUCUUUGCCAGCUGCCAUGAUGAUGCAGCCCCAGCCAGUGGUCCUGAUGCCCACUGUGUAUCAGCAAGGAGUUGGAUACGUGCCUAUAGCAGGGAUGCCUGCAGUCUGUAAUCCAGGCAUGGUCCCAGUGGCAAUACCACCUCCUCCGGUUAACCCUCAGCACCUGUGUAAUGAAGAAGACCUGAAAUCUAUCCAGGACAUGUUUCCCAACAUGGACAGGGAAGUAAUCCGCUCAGUGCUAGAAGCUCAGAGGGGGAACAAGGAUGCAGCUAUCAACUCCUUACUUCAGAUGGCUGAAGAAUCAUAGAUGCCCACUUCCUGCAUAGUCCCCGUCCUCGAUGCCACUUAUUUUUACUUGCCAAGCCAGGGAUUUAGCUAGAGGAAGAAUUUCCCAACAGCUUUCUGUUAGUGCAUCCUGUGUGAAAGAUUAUACCCCUUUUCUCCUUGGACAUUUGGAUCUUUCUCACUUUCUU